AUGGCCGAGGCCACAACCGCUACAGUCCCGCACAGUCCGAGAUUGGAUGCUCCGACUGUGCGGGAUACGGGGUCGGGGAAGCGGGUACACCGUCCCGAGACGUGUGGAUUCUUCGAGGCGGACAAACAGCCGUGCGGUCGUUGCGGUCAGUGCGGUCAGCUGCAGUCUGCUGCAGUCAGUGCAGUCAGCUGCAGUCUGCUGCAGUCGUCUGCGGUCAGUGCAGACUGCUGCAGUCAGUGCGGCAGGUCGCUAGGAAAGACAGGAAAGUCUGGCAAUAUGAAUGAACUGGAAUUGGUUCUUGAUCGCGUUUCAACCGAAUAUCCAGCGCUUGUCAUGGAAAACUUCCUUUCAAUUGGAAUGAAUGAAAUCCCGGAAGACUCUACAACAAUGGCAGAUGGUUACUGUUGGAUGGUGUCAAAGCACAGCAUCUUCGUUUGGAGUAGCGGAAAGGGAAGCGAUGCUCAAAAAAGUGCUGUGCAACUGCCGCUUCCUCCCUCAGGAUUGCCAUACUCGUCGAAAUCGGUUGUUGUCUACAAAAACGGACGGAAUAAGCUGCCAGGAGUUCUAGUUGUUUCUGGUGAAGGUGUUGCUCGCCACUUCCCUGCUCUCACUUCUGCUGUUCAUUACGAGACAGUCAUCGACCUCGUCAGCGAAGUCACCCUUUCAGUGCAGUUCUUGGAGUCUUCAACAAACGACGCUUCGUUCAUCCUGACGACUACAUCUGGUUCCGUGUACCUUAUCCAUGCACGUGCGGCUCCGUCACGCGGAGAAAUCAAAUGGGAAAGAAUAGGUACUCGUGAAGCCCGUGGGAUUGGUAGACGUCUAUCAAACAUAAUAUUCGGGUCUCAAGCUGCUUCUAAUGACAAUUCACGUGUGGUAAAUUCUCUGAUAUAUGAGGAUGAUCUUGACGAUUAUGAGGAUUCGGGUAUCAUUGUCCUCACCAUCUCCCCAAGCAUGAUUUGUUCAUUUGAUGUGAUGAAAAAGAAUUCAUCAAAGAUACUCAACAUCCGCUCAGAUUUGGAGCAUCGUGUCACUAACUAUUUUGAGAGCACCCCUCGAGGACAGUCCGUCGCUGGAGUGAAUGUAUGGUUUCUCGAUGCAGCCAAAUUUCGUGCUGGAAUCCUCUUGCUGCUUGCUGGAAGUCACGAUAACACUACAGAUGUGACAUUUUUCUUAGCGGUGAUUCAUUACAAAGGCGAAGAUUCGAAAGUAAGAUGGUUCUCAGCUAUUCCCGUCGAUUUGAUCUACCGACAGAACUUUGAGUCGACUAAAGAGUCAUCUUUCGUUGGGCACGUUUUCCUCUGUGUUCCCGAUCAGACAUCAAAUUCGUCUACUUGUGAACGGACAGAUGGUGUUGUCAUCGUUUAUCCCAAUUUUGUACAAUCCGUAUUCUUGCCGGAUGAUUUGAGAGGACACAAUCCAACUUUAUUGAACAAGGUUGUGCCUAUUCCUGCGGGCACAAAGUUAGUAGGUCAUGCUUGUGAUGAGCGAUUCUGCUAUGUAAUGACGUUCGAUGGCGCUAUCUCAUGUGUCCGUCUUUUACCGAGAGGUUUUGAGGACGAUCUUGCUGAUGACAACGCAUUCAUAGAUGAGCUUUGUGCCUUGAGAGAUAGCGUCUCCCAAGACGACGAGCCUCUUUCUAUCUUCGUGUCUGCAUUCAUUCAAUUUGCCUCGAAAAAUAUUGUGAAAGCAUGUGAAAUCAUGAAACCUCUCUUGAGCAAGACGGACAAUGAACUCACAGCUUUGGUGUACACUUUUCUGAGUAACAUCUUGGAUCUAUCAGUCGGAUCUCAUCCAGACAAAGGGCUCAGCAAAAAACGGAUCAUUUGCAACCGUACCCUGUUGUUUCUCAAGCACAUUAAUAUUUACGAUAGGGUUGCCCCUACGAAGGUUCUUAUAUCAUCGCUUACAAAUUCGCGAACGGGCUCCUCCAUUCUAACUGAGAUGAGCGAACGAGUAGCUGCUGCUAUUGCCUUAUGGCAGUGGGAGACCAUGCGUGAAGAUCGGGCUGAAUUGAUGGAUCAAGUCACCAAGAAACUGGAGACUAUCGCCGAUGCACCUUACGUGUACGAGUCAAAUAUCUACUCAGCGUUAUCCAUAAUACACAAACUGCCUACGGCAUGUAUCGAGACGGUUCGUGAGCUUAUGCGACGUGCUGUUGAUAAGGAUGCAAAACAGCGAUUAAUCAUUCUAUGUGCAGACCUACUGUUAACUUUCAUGAAUGCCAUCAAGGCGCAGAGAAGGACUGCUUCAAUAAGGUCAGAUGGUGACUUGCAGUGGACAUCCGGGGCAAUCUCUAAUGCAUAUUUACUUGCGUGCAAAAUUCUUCUUAAUGAGCUGCAGGGUCAAGAUCUAUCUCAAAGUCAGCGACUGCAGUUGAGAGAUUACGUUAUCAAUCUGGCGAGAUUUCACCUUAGCGAAUGCAAUGAGCCCAUAGACGGGCAUGAAAUCAUUGUGGCUUUAUACGAUCUUGGAGAAUACGACGUAGCCGUGGAUCUGGCAGAGCAGUUCAAGGAUUUCAAAGUGUUGAUAAAAGUCUGCCUCCAACUUGAUGAUGCCGAUCGCCGCGCUAGAUUGGAUGAGUACAAACGACGAUACUAUGCUGACGAAUUUGACAUGUACCUCUGUAGGUAUUUGAAGGAGAAAAAGUUGAACCAUAUGCUGCUUGAAGAAAAGGGUGAUCGGGUUGACCGCUACCUAUUAUCCUGCGAGGGCAUUCGCUGGAGACGUGAGCUGCAGAAUCGUCAGUUUGAGCAGGCUUCCCGAAGUCUUCUCAGUUUGGCGAACCGUGAAACUUCUGAUGCAUCCCAUCAAAGAACCCUUUUUGCCUUCUCUAAAUUAGCCGCUGUCUGCAGUGAAAAAACGCCAGAAGAUGUGAUGGAAGAAACGAAUAGAAAACUUGUAUUAUUGAAGCAUCAGUCGUUCAUACCUGAGUCACUAAUCAAGACAGUUUACCCAGAUAACCCGAAACGACCACUUACAGUCACUGAAAUGGUGGAGCUGAAUAUGCUUGAUCCAGAUAUUGUGGAAGGACAUAAAAGGGAUCUCUAUCUUCUAGCUAGACUGUUCGAGGACGGAGAAACUGCAGAACUUCGGACUUUUCUUCUGAAUGUGUGGACAUCUGCAGUGAAGCAUAGUGACUGGAAGCAGGUCAACAACAUUCAAGAUCUUUCUGAUACCCCUUUUGCUGGAAUUUUGAAGCAAUUAUUGGAAGACGAGUCUUCUGCCGAGACUUUGCUGCGAGUUCUUCCGUCGUAUGAAGCACUACUGGAUAACUGCCGGAAGACACUUUCCGUGAAUGAAAUGGCACCGAAAUGGAUUCGCGGUGCCAUUGAACGAGCUUCAUCGGUAUUGAGUAACAGUAUAAAGAAUAAAAAAGAAGAAGAACAAAGAAGAGCUAGAGCUAUUUUGGGAGUGCCAGAAACGUGUCCUAUUUUUGAAAAGCGACCUCUUGUAAAUGCUAAAAAUGUCACUGCUGCAUAAUAAUCCGUGCAUUUCAAUAAGUAAUCUGCCUUGGUUUGAUCUUGAAAUAUUAUGGGUUUUCUUUAUCCGUUGGUUUCUUUAUCACAUACAGUCGAAAGAUAAUAAAAUCAUGAACUAUUGUGCUGCUUCGUGACGUUCCUUGAG
Cylicocyclus nassatus is the source of this 3627-nucleotide messenger RNA. The record is from the annotation of a GenBank genome assembly. Lineage: Eukaryota; Metazoa; Nematoda; Chromadorea; Rhabditida; Strongylidae.